UUCAUCGUCGUGUGUUAGGAAGAAGCUAUGGCAGAAGGUGCUCCACCAGCAGAUGCCGCCGCCGCUCCUCCACCAGCAGAUGCCGGUGCGGCCCCUCCGGCCGCCGCGCCUGCCGCUGACGCGGGCGCAGCAGCCGCCGGCGGACCUCCAACUCUCACGGCCGAUCCUCCAAAUGCUACCGUACCUGCGGCUGGCGGUAAAUCGACACACAAGUUGGCCAAUCCUGGAGCACAGAAACUGAUCUUCAAAGUGAAAAGUUCAAACAACAACGAGUAUCGUGUGAAUCCUGUGUAUGGAUUCGUUGACGCCUCCGGCAGUGCGCAACUGGAAGUUACUCGCUUGGCUGGUGCCCCAAAAGAAGACAAACUGGUGGUGCAAUUUGCGCCCGCUCCAGCUGACGCUACUGAUGCACAAGCAGCAUUCGCUGCAGCGACUCCUGCAGGCAACAUCACCAUCAAUCUCAGCGCCACCUAAAUGAUAUGAUAAAGUAAUCGAGCUAAUAAAGGCUUGUUCAGGGAGGUUCACAAUAAACCCCUGAAUUCGAUAUGUCGAUUACUUAUGUGUGUGUUGAGUAAAAAAUGUGAAAA
Cylicocyclus nassatus is the source of this 587-nucleotide messenger RNA. The record is from the annotation of a GenBank genome assembly. NCBI's taxonomy places the organism in Eukaryota, Metazoa, Nematoda, Chromadorea, Rhabditida, Strongylidae.